UUUCAAACCCCACCUCCAUAUAAAUACUCCGCAUCACCUCAAGAAACAAGCGUUUUCCAGCGCGAGUUGUUGCUACCUUAGACACUACUCUCAGCGCUCCUCUCUCCUAUUUCCAUCAUCUAACCCUAACCCGUAUAUUCUCCCUCCAAAACCCGGAAACCCAGGAGAGGAAUCCGAAGCCCGGAGAAAAAUUGAACACGGCCGGCCGCAGGAUUCAUGGAAGGUUCUUGCUGUACGUCGUCGUCGUCCAGCACCGAUCAGAACCCGAAGAGAAAGCCGAGGCAGCACACACAGGACAAACCCUAUAGAGGGAUACGGAUGAGGAAGUGGGGCAAGUGGGUCGCUGAGAUCAGGGAGCCCAACAAGCGCUCCAGAAUCUGGCUCGGUUCCUACUCCUCCCCCGUCGCCGCGGCGCGUGCCUACGACACCGCCGUCUUCUACCUCCGCGGCCCUUCCGCCCGCCUUAACUUCCCCGAGUGCAUAGUCCACGACCCCCAGCAGCACGACCUGUCCGCCGCCGCCAUCCGGAAGAAGGCCACCGAGGUCGGUGCUAUGGUCGACGCCCUGCAGGCCGCAGCCCACCCCCGAGGAAACUCGGGUCGGGUCGCCCAUGAAAAACCCGAUUUGAACGAGUACCCGAGUCCAGAAACUUCGGAGGACAACUGAGAGGAAUUACCUGGUUACGGUCUACGGCUGUCUGUCACUCUUUUAGAAGGUUAAGGUUUCUUUUUUUUUUUUUUGAAAAAAAAAAACUUUAUUUUUGUGGAGUUAAUUGUAAUUUCAGCUGAGAUGUAUAAAAGUGUACAUCUGGAGGAGGAGAAUUAACGCCUUUCUCUGUUAAUUA
Molecule: messenger RNA, 844 nt
Organism: Sesamum indicum (sesame)
Lineage: Eukaryota; Viridiplantae; Streptophyta; Magnoliopsida; Lamiales; Pedaliaceae
Product: ethylene-responsive transcription factor ERF011
Biological process (GO): regulation of DNA-templated transcription
Molecular function (GO): DNA binding; DNA-binding transcription factor activity
Source: RefSeq, a predicted model, not a curated record